Messenger RNA from Prinia subflava (tawny-flanked prinia), 1686 nucleotides. RefSeq names its product MyoD family inhibitor (gene MDFI). Lineage: Eukaryota; Metazoa; Chordata; Aves; Passeriformes; Cisticolidae. The record is from RefSeq and is a predicted model, not a curated record. The transcript has 4 exons. The coding region runs from base 884 to 1669 and encodes 261 amino acids.
AGCACCCACCCGAGGGGUCCAACACCCACCCGAGGGGGCCCGAGCUCAGCCCAGCCCCGUUUUCCCCCCUCAGGGUGACCCAGCCCCGCUCCGAGGGCGCAGCGCAGCUGUGAAAUCCCGAAUCCGCGGCUGGCCCCGGAGCCACCUCCGCCUGCCCCGCGCCUCUCCCCGCUCCCGGCGCCGCUCCAGCCUCCGGCAGAAGCUCCCGGAGCGCUGCGGGCGAGGGUUGGCCGCGGGUUUGCUCUCCCAGCCUCGUGGUUUUGGGUUUUUUAUUUAUUUAAUUCGAUUUUCUCUCUCUCUCUCUUUUUUUUUUUUUUUUUCUUUUUUUUUCUUUUUUAAAGAAGAAAUUGGGAAGGAAGAAGCCCGGCCCAGGGACAGCCCCGCGCCCCGGCCGGCCCCCAGCGCCGGGGCCGGGGGAUGCGGGGCGGGCGCGGGGGCGGGCGCGGAGCCCCGCGGGGCCCCAGGUGAGCGCGGCGGGACGGGCCCGAACCGAGCCGGACCGAGCCCUCACCGAACCCGCUCUGAGCCUGAACCGAGCCCCGAACUGAGCUCCGAACCGAGCCCAGCACAGAGCCCGAACCGAGCCCCGAACUGAGCCUGAACCGAGCCCGCUCCGAGUCCCGAACCGAGGCUGCACCGAGCCCCGAACUGAGCCUGAACCGAACCCGCCCCGAGCCCGAAUCGAGCCCGAACCGAGCCCCGAACUGAGCCUGAACCGAACUCGCCCCGAGCCCGAACUGAGCCCGCACCGAGCCCGAACGGAGCCCCGAACCGAGCCAGCACCGAGCCCGCACUGAGCCCGGUCCGAUCCCGAACCGAACCCGAACCGAGCCUGCACUGAGCCCGCUCCGAGCUCCCUCCGAGCCCCGCAGCCCCCGCAGCGAUGUCCCGGCCCGGCAGCCCCCGGCCCGGCCCCCCGGAGCAGCCCCGGGCCCAGCCGGUCCCGCCGCCAGAGCCGGCUGAGCCCUCGCUCCCUGCCCCGAGGCCGAUCCCAGCGCUGCCCCCGGCCGAGCCCGCCCGCCCCGCGGUGCCAGCGAAGGAGAAACCCCUGGAAGAUGCCAAAUCCCUGAGGAAAGGCGGCCGGGCCGAGCAGCGCGGCGCUCCCGAGGCUGUGACAUGUGAGUGUUUCCCGCGGUGCCCGUGCCCCGGGCUGUGCCACCUCAGCAGCGGCGGGACUCGUCAGAAGCCGGGCAGAGGCCAGCCCCCGGUUCGGGGCUCGCAGCCCCCCGGGCCCUGCACCCUCCCCCUGCCCAACGGCGAGGCGGGGAACGGGCAGUGCCGGGCGCCGCCCGCGCCGCAGAGGCCGCACCGAAAGCUGCAGCAGCACCACUCCAUCAACAGCCAGGGCAGCAAGAAGAGCAAGGGCAGCUCCAAGUCGCCCUCUUCCCACAUCCCCAUCGAGGCGCAGGAAGACUGCUGCGUCCACUGCAUCCUCUCCUGCCUCUUCUGCGAGUUCCUGACCCUCUGCAACAUCGUGCUGGACUGUGCCACCUGCGGCUCCUGCACCUCCGAGGACUCCUGCAUCUGCUGCUGCUGCUGCAACUCGGGCGAGUGCGCGGACUGCGACCUGCCCUGCGACAUGGACUGCGGCAUCAUCGACGCGUGCUGCGAGUCCGCCGACUGCCUGGAGAUCUGCAUGGAGUGCUGCGGGCUCUGCUUCUCCUCCUGAGGCCCCUCUGGGCCGGG